Varroa destructor (honeybee mite) is the source of this 2439-nucleotide messenger RNA. RefSeq lists its product as uncharacterized. NCBI's taxonomy places the organism in Eukaryota, Metazoa, Arthropoda, Arachnida, Mesostigmata, Varroidae. The record is from RefSeq and is a predicted model, not a curated record. Gene Ontology annotation, biological process: animal organ development; regulation of transcription by RNA polymerase II. Gene Ontology annotation, molecular function: RNA polymerase II cis-regulatory region sequence-specific DNA binding; DNA-binding transcription factor activity, RNA polymerase II-specific. Gene Ontology annotation, cellular component: nucleus.
UAUGUCUUUCUACUGUGCCACGAAUGCUAGUGAUUGUUUAUGGGGUGAAUUUGCACGAUUCGGCCAGCGCGAGUCAAAUAGAGUGACAGUGAAUUAUACUUAUUGCGUAAAGGCAGAUACGCCGUGCACUGUUGUUACUGCUAUGAUUGUUGAUGGGCAAUAAUGUUGAUUCGGAAGAGGCGGACCUAACUCACUUGAUCUGCGAUUUAAGAACUUCAGUACAACGUCAGGGACUGUAGAAAGUGCGCCGCAGCGCGAGAGCAUCGUGAUUAGAAGGUGGUGCUUAGGGCGCUGAGUUUACCUGUUGGAACAGCAGAGCAUUUGUGUUGCUGGCGAGACGAAACAGACGGACUCAGGGUGAUACGACUGAUACGAAACGAGUACAUCACAAUGUCAACCCCGGAAGCCAAUGAGGCCGCUUCCGAUCGCAGUAUUUCACCGGCCGAGAGCGACCGUUCGGUAGCCAGAUCGUCUCCGAUGGCGCUCCAACUGAGUCAUCCCCAGCUGAGCGGACAUCCAUGUCUUCCCUUAAAGCCGCGGUUGUCGUUUAGCAUUUCAGCGCUGAUUGGUUCCGUUGGCGAUAAAAAGGUCGAAUCAAAUGACCAAACAGACGAAACUGGCCACGACGGCGACGACGAUGAAGGAGGCGUGGAUGGCAAUGACCACGAGUUGGAUGGUGAAGACUGUUCGGAUAUCGAUGUGGAGUCAGAUGCCGAGCGAGAAUCACGUACUCCCCAAAGUGAACAUGAGGGCCUUAGUCCACUCCCAUUAGCGCUGGGGGCAAAUGGAACAGUUAUUCGGGUGCCGGCGCAGAGACCACCGGGACCCGAGGGGGCUACAUUUGCCGUAGGUGCGCCCGGCGCAGUGGCCGCCUUUCCAUGGCCAGCUAAUCCUGCGCUUAUCAAAGAUCAUCGACUACAAGCUGCUGCCGCGGCUGCCUUUUCGGCACUAACGGCACCUUUACCACCUCGCCGUAUCGGACAUCCGUAUCAAAAUCGGACCCCGCCCAAAAGGAAGAAACCGAGAACGUCGUUUACGCGAAUGCAGAUCUGUGAGUUAGAGAAACGGUUCCACAAGCAAAAAUAUCUAGCAUCCGCCGAGAGGGCCCAGCUUGCUAAACAGCUGAAAAUGACAGAUGCCCAGGUUAAAACCUGGUUCCAGAAUCGACGCACGAAAUGGAGGCGUCAGACAGCGGAGGAACGUGAAGCUGAGCGCCAGGCAGCGAACCGGCUAAUGAUGUCGCUGCAGGCUGAAGUUGUGCAAAAGUCGAUGCAGUUCGCACAGGCAACAAGCGGUCAUCAGGGAGCCGCGCUCGCGGCGGUCGCUGCAGCCAAUGCCGGACCACAGGACCCCCGCGAAGCGCUGCAGUGUCUCAGCAGCGCCAGUCUUCACGCGCUUCAAUCGCUCCAGCCAUGGGCAGCGGAAGCUGCGGCGUUAAGCGCCGCCCAACAGGCCGCUGCCCUUCAAGCAGCUGCGGCAGCGCAACAGGUCGGCUCGCAGUCGACAAGUGCACCACCUCCAACGGCACCUCACUUUCUUACAACCCCUCUCUGUUGAGAAAGGAAGAAAGUUGCAGAAUCUUAGCCCUGUUAAUUCCUUCCCCUUCUUCAACUCUCAAGUCGCUCCGACAACCUAAAAAAAAAACUCUGACGAGAACAUUAGCGGCGGCUAGAAAAGAACACGAUGUGUUCGCUAGAAACUCCGACACAUAUCAGUAUAUGUAUAUUGAUUUAGAUAAUUCAUGUCAUUGGAUUUAGCAAAAAAAAAAACACGAAAUCAAUAUAGAAAACGGAGAUCGAAGUUGCGAAUGACAAAAGAUAAAUGAAGUACUAAGAAGAAAAGCACGCAUACCUCCGAGACUACUUGGAUGGGUCGAAAUUGAAGAAGAAUGGCUGAGUACUAGGUCUCGAGGGCAAGCCGUAGUUAGCGUAGAACGACGACACGUCUUCGAUUCUAUCUGUUGAAAAACGAGACAAACAAUUUUUACUGGGCAAAUAUGGCGAAGAUAAUCAUUAUUUCAAUGCAUAAUAAGCAAGCGUUCUAACAUUGUCAGCUCAAAUAGAUGCAUAAAUCCAUUCGAUGUGUGCUGUCACACAUCUAACCUGCCCUAGUUGUCCUUAGGUAGAAACAAUCUUGCUUAGUCCGUCUUCGAAAAAAACGUGUGACGAAAAAUACGCAGGGAACAAUUCACGCAUUCACUUUGCAUUGGGAACACAAUUAGAAAGAUUAUAGACAUACAUAUAAUCAGGCAUGUGGGCUUAUCGGCGUCGUCGUCGUCGUCGUUUGUUUUGUGCAAAAAGCAAAACACACACACACAGGAGUAAACACAAACAAAUCCGAGAUUAUCCGUGAUCUACAGAAUAUAGUUGUGUAUUUACGCAGAUGUAACAAUGUGUAGUAUAAAAAUAAUCGACCUGUUAAUGUCGAUGAAAAUAUCCA